CAGUCCCCGACCCUCGCAGAAGGCCGGAGGGCAGCGCCGCGGCAGCCUCAGCAUCAUGUUGUCCCGAGUGGCGAGCGGCAGCAGCAGGAAGCUGGCACCGGCUUUGGGGUGUCUGGGCUCCAGGCAGAAGCACAGUCUCCCCGACCUGCCUUAUGACUAUGGUGCUCUGGAGCCAUACAUCGACGGCCAGAUCAUGCAGCUGCACCACAACAAGCACCACGCGGCCUACGUGAACAACUUGAACAUCACCGAGGAGAAGUACCGGGAGGCGCUGACCAAGGGAGAUGUGACAACUCAGAUAGCUCUUCAGUCUGCACUGAAGUUUAAUGGCGGAGGUCAUAUCAAUCACAGCAUUUUCUGGACAAACCUGAGCCCUAAUGGUGGUGGUGAACCCAAAGGAGAGUUGCUGGAAGCCAUCAAACGUGACUUUGGUUCCUUUGAAAAAUUUAAGGAGAAGCUGACAGCUAUAUCUGUUGGCGUCCAAGGCUCAGGCUGGGGUUGGCUUGGUUUCAAUAAGGACCAGGGACGCUUACAGAUUGUGGCUUGUUCUAAUCAGGAUCCAUUGCAAGGAACAACAGGCCUUAUUCCACUCCUGGGAAUUGAUGUGUGGGAGCAUGCUUAUUACCUCCAGUAUAAAAAUGUCAGACUUGAUUACCUAAAAGCUAUUUGGAAUGUGAUCAACUGGGAGAAUGUAACCGAGAGAUACACGGCUUGCAAAAAGUAAAACACAGUCAGUAUACUGAAUAUGCCAAACUCUCUAUGACUAUUUUUGUAGUAGUUUAGAGUACUGCAGUAUACAAUAAGCUGCUCUAUUGUAGCAUUUCUUGAUAUUGCUUAUUCACAUGUUUGAUAAACAGUUUAAUUCUAUGAAUAAUUUGUUAUUUAAACAUUUCAUUAUUGGCAAAUGAUUGAAAUAGUAAGUGCUUUGUGUGAUUGAAA
Molecule: messenger RNA, 939 nt
Organism: Carlito syrichta (Philippine tarsier)
Lineage: Eukaryota; Metazoa; Chordata; Mammalia; Primates; Tarsiidae
Gene: SOD2
Product: superoxide dismutase 2
Exons: 5
Coding region: 56-724 (222 amino acids)
Biological process (GO): superoxide metabolic process
Cellular component (GO): mitochondrion
Molecular function (GO): metal ion binding; superoxide dismutase activity
Source: RefSeq, a predicted model, not a curated record